GAAAAAGAGGAAUUAAUUCUGUGACAGAUGAACACCAUUUAUUUACUCAAUACCAACAACAUUAAUAUAUUAUAGUACUACUAGUAGACAGUAGUAGUAGUAGUAGUACAAUAUUAGUAGACUAGGAAACGGUCUUUGUUUUGGUCCUAAAAGGCAGAUAUACAAAUGUGCUAUAAAUAUACAUCAGAUCCUAGUCUGCAACAAAUUGAUCCUAUAAUAGUCCUUACCAAAAUCCCCUGAAAAGUGAAAAAGCCCAUGUGAGAAAGAUUUUCCUUUUGCUGUGACCAAUUUCUCCUGUAAAUUUCCAAGAAUGUUGGGUGAAAAAGAUAGCCCGAAGAAGCCUAAUGUUAGCAACCAUAACAAUAACAAUAGUGGUAGCAAAAAGAAGAAGAAGAAGAAGAAGAGAGGCGGGAGGAAUAAAAAACUGAGUCUUGAACAAACACUUGCCUAUAAAUCUGUGAGUGAGUGGGUUUUUCCUAAUUCUUCUAUUACUGAAGAUGAUGAUGAUGAUUUUGGGGUGGUGCAAUGGAACCACCACAACUGGAAGGAAAAGUUGGUGUUUGAAUUUCACUCUCAUUCUAAUAAAAGUGAUGGGUUCUUGUCGCCUUCCAAGCUUGUUGAGAGAGCGAAUCAAAAUGGGGUGAAAGUCCUUGCUUUGACAGAUCAUGACACACUGUCUGGCAUCGCUGAAGCCCAAGAAGCAGCUUUGAGAUUUGGCAUGAAAAUUAUUCCAGGAGUUGAGAUCAGCACUAUUUUCUCUCCAAGAGGAGGGUCUGGAUCAGAAGAACCAGUUCACAUCCUUGCAUAUUAUAGCAUGUGCGGACCUGCUAGAAUUGAGGAACUAGAUAACGUUCUAAGUGAUAUAAGAAAUGGACGCUUCCUACGUGCGAAAAGCAUGGUUUCAAAAUUGAACAAACUGAAGUUGCCUAUCAAGUGGGAUCAUGUAACUAAGAUUGCAGGUGCAGGUGUUGCUCCUGGUAGGGUGCAUGUUGCUCGGGCUUUGGUUGAAGCAGGUCAUGUAGAGAAUCUGAAGCAGGCUUUUGCCAGAUAUCUUUAUGAUGGGGGACCAGCUUAUUCUACUGGAAGUGAGCCAGAUGCUGAGGAAGCAGUUGAAUUGAUAUGUAGAACUGGGGGUGUCGCAGUUUUGGCCCAUCCUUGGGCGUUAAAAGAUCCAGGAGCUGUCAUCAGAAGAUUAGCCGAAUCUGGCUUACACGGAGUAGAAACUUACAGAAGUGACGGGAAAUUGGCAGUAUACAGUGACUUAGCCGAUGAAUAUGGUCUUGUGAAGCUUGGAGGAUCAGAUUACCAUGCGAGGGGUGGAGCAAACGAGUCUGAUCUGGGUAGUGUUAGCCUUCCAAUAUCGUGUGUGUACGAAUUUCUUGAAGUGGCCAGACCAGUUUGGUUCAAAGCUAUGAUAAGUAUAUUGGAGAUUUAUCUCAAAGAUCCGUCUGAUGCAAAUUUACAGUUAAUCAUCAAGUUUGGUAACACGCAGUUCCGUAAGAGUAUUUCUGCUCUAGCUACUCCAAAUGACUUGAUUAAUCAUUGUUUAUCUACAUGGUUCACAAAGGAAGAAAGAUCGAAUCCAGAACUUGAGUCCAUCAAGCUAAAGCUCUCCUGUAUUUCAGUCCAUCAUGCAGGGCCUGAGAUUCAUGCUGGAAGAACGUAGUUGAUAUCAUGUUCAAAAUUUUGUUUCACAUUUCUUUUAAUCUACAUCUAAGCUGAAAACAGUCAACCUAGUAAUUGAUUUCGUGUAAACUUUUUAUUUUAUUGCUUCAAGUGUUUUAUUCAACACAACUUUUCUGCCAUCCCCUUAUCAUGUUUCCGCCUCGUCUCAAAGUGGUUUAAGAUAUGUGAAAAUGAG
Molecule: messenger RNA, 1861 nt
Organism: Oldenlandia corymbosa var. corymbosa
Lineage: Eukaryota; Viridiplantae; Streptophyta; Magnoliopsida; Gentianales; Rubiaceae
Source: the annotation of a GenBank genome assembly